GUCAGCGCAGCUCGUCAAUAUGGCGCUUGCUAAAUAGCUUAUUUAUCAAGUCGUAGCGAUGUAGCUGUAUUCACGGCUAACUAUGGAAAAGGACUUUGUAAAUUGGCAUUUGAUUCCAAAGUUUCAUGGACGAUUAUUCUGCACCCCAGAUGUCAAAUGGUUUGCAACUAUCGCUGUGAACCUCGCCUGUUUUCAAUUUGCCUGUAUUGUUUUCAAUCGAUUUCUUGUAAAACAUGGCCGACUUGUGUCUCCGAACUCUUACAAAAUGAUCAAUUAUUAACUUCCCCCGAUCAUAAGUCGGACCGAGGUCUUGGUCGUUGUAGAUCUGUUUCUUUUGUGGCUUGAUCACGGGAUUCAAUGAUGGAUGAUAAGCACAAGGAACUGGUCGCGAUGCACCGGUCGAAGAUUAUACAGACGGUAGAAGUUGACAAGUUGUGUCCUUACCUGGAGAAAGGGGCGCAAGUGCUAGGUCCGGACGAGGUCGCCGAGAUAGAAGGACAGUCCUCUCGGAUGGCAAAAGUUGAAAAACUCUUGGAUGUUUUGUCUGUGAAGGGUGGACCAGCUUAUGAAAACUUUUUGCAUGCUCUAAAGAAUACCUACCCACAUUUCUUCGACGUUCUGUUUAUGGGAGGUAGCUCAGGAUUGGCAGAUUCCAGAUCCACAUCGAUGACAUCUGACUCAGAAGAUGACGUACAGCGCCAUCCUCAGCACAUCCAGAUAGAUCCAAGUCGGUCCCAGGAGAUCCGAGAUGCCCGCCUGAAGAUCAUUCCCUCCAGUCAGUAUGAGAUCGACAGCACCACCAGCAGCAGCAGCUACCCUACCCUCUCCCAGAGUCCCCUCCACCACAGUCUGCAGUCUCCCGUGGAGAUCAAGGUGUCGGAGAAGUCGCGGGACUAUGACUGGCUCAAGGAACAGUGUGAACAUGCAAUCAAGGAACUGCAGUCCAUGAAAGGCCAACACGCUCAGACGGUCACGCGGUAUGACCAAGCUACGAAGGAAGCUGACCAUUACCGUAACCUUUACAAGACGUCUCUCACGAGGCAGACCCAACUGACAGAUGAAAUACAUUCUCUGAAAUCAGAGAACUUGGAUGUGUUGAGCAGAAGCAAGAAGCUCGAACAGGAGGUCGGCAACUUACACAAAUUACGUGAAGAAGACAAACAAGAAAUCGCUGAGCUACGCAUCCAGUAUCGUAAAGUUUUGAGCGAAAGCGGUUCCAGUGAGGUGCUAAAUGAAAUGUAUGACACGCUGUUAGAUAAGUAUGAGACUCUGAAGAACAACUAUGAUCGUCUUCGUGAACAGUAUGAUGAUGUCGCAUCAUCCCACGGUUCAAACAACAGCCGACUGGAAAAACUGUCCGAGGAAAAUGAGAGUGUUCUUAAAAAGUAUGAGGAGAUGCGCAUCGAGCGAGACAUGGCUAUUACAGACAGGAAUGGCUUCAAACAGCAGUGUACGUCUGCCAUUCGGAAUUGGAACCAGGUGCUGAAUGAACGGAAACAGUUGAACGAAUCUUUAGCAUUUAUGACUCAACAACGAGAUAAGUAUGUGUUAGAUUAUAACCAGGCACUCGCCAAACAAAUAAAUCUGCGGAAAGAGAAGGACAGCCUGCAGAAUGAACGGGAUGCCUGUUACAGCGAAUAUCGUCUGAUAAUGUCCGAGCGGGACACUGUGCAUAAGGAGAUAGAACAGCUCCACGACAAGCUCGUGGAGGUGACAAAGAAGGUAACUGUGCUGGAGAAGGACAAGAAGAGUGCGGAGGACCAGGCGGAAACGCUGAAACGUGAGGUUGCGUCUGCUCUGCAGGAUCGGGACAAGUGCAGACGUGAGUGCAAUGAUAUAUCAGGUAUGAAACACGAACUGGAGCAAGAGCGUGAUGUGAUUCAGAAGGAAUUUAGUCUGUUGACACAAGAACGCGACAUUGCGCGCCAGGAACGGCAUCAGGCUCUUGAGCGCAUGGACCACAUCAUUAAGGAGAAUUAUGAAAUCACUCAGAAGAAGAAAGCAGAAGAGAUGGAUCAUGUUGCCAAGGAGACAGAAUCUCUGAAGAAGCAGAUUGAAAAAUUGAAGCAAGACUUGAGUGAUGCUGCCCAGGAGGCUGAGAUAGCUAAGAAACGACGUGAUUGGGCGUUUGGUGAACGUGACAAGAUUGUGCAGGAGCGAGAGAGUAUCCGCACGCUGUGUGACAACCUGCGUCGUGAGCGGGACCGCGCAGUGUCGGAUCUGGCUCAGGCCCUCCGAGACUCUGAUGAGUUGAAAAAACAGAAAAAUGAAGCAUUUAAGGAACUCAAGGAAGUCAAGGAGAAGUACGAGGCCGUGGUGGAGCGGGAAGCUGGGAAGGGGCAGCUCAACUCCAUCGGACACAACCACUCCCGCGACUCCGCCAUCGACGCAGACCUGCAGGAGUGGGAAUGCGAAAUGAUUGAUGUAGAACUGGAGAUGAUGAAUGGAGACAACCUGGGGUUUGACCUCAUCGGGGGCAAGGACGACCCCCAGUUCCAGAACGACCCCUCCCUCUUUGUGUACAACGUGAUGAAGGGAGGCGUUGCCGACGGCAAACUCAGACUGAAUGACAUUGUGUUGAAAGUCAAUGGUAGAGAUGUGACUAGCGUAGAGAAACGACUGGCUUCCCAGGCCAUGAGAGAACAUUCUGGAACCAUCACUUUGGUUGUAAAGCGAAGAAAAUGGACCAGUGCCCGGAUCUGGCAGCCCCUUCAGCUGCUGUUGUCAUGUCACAAAGAUCCUGGUAUGCAGAUAGAACAUGGCUUGUUCAUCUCUCGGAUGUAUCAAGGGGGAAUCAUCGCCAAGGAUGGCAUGCUGCCUAGCAUCGGGGAUCGGAUUGUGCAGGUGAACAGCAAGCCAGUGUCGACAGGAAUGUCGGCCCGCGAGGCCAUGAAGGUCCUGGAGAAGUCAAAUGACCCUGUGCAGCUGCAGGUGCUGAGACAGGUGUCCCCCGUGCACUCCGCGGGGUCCUCCCCCACCCCCACCAGCCAAGCUAUCAUGUCAACACUUCCGGACCAUUCGUAUCAUUCCAACCAGCGCAGCCAAUCGGACACCAUCCCACAACAUGGCUUCCUCAUGGACGACCCAAUGACCAGCCACAAUUACUCUCACGGAGGGAACAAGACAUCACGCAGUCACAGCUCACAGACGGACAGUCUUGACAGUUCUGGUGCGUCACGGAAGAGCCGUGAUCGGCAACAUGGUGUCAAGGAAGUAAUCCGCGGACUGUUCCGCCAGGUUCAGAGAUCCAAUGAGAGCCAGUUAGAUGUGGAUGAGAGGGGCAGUCACCCGUAUAUGUCGAACUGCAAUUUAGGAACUCAGGAAAAGAUCAUUGCUGAAUUUGAUCCUGUUUCAAAUCAUAACAAAGAUGAGAGAGUGAAAGAAAAUUCAAAACCCAAAUCACGGAAAACGGAAUUUGAAAUAGACAGCAAUAGCGGGACUUGGCCGAAAUCCAGUCACCAGCCUCGACCUGCUUUUCUCCCUGGGAAAAACACAGUUGUAAUUCGUCCACACCCAGGGAAGGAAAGACCUCCAUUGAGACCAGACUCUUACAUCCAGCCUUCAUUUUACGAUGACAAGAACUCCCCUGGGAGACACUUCAGUCAGAACUCAGAUUCCAGUAUUCGAUACGGACAAGAAGAACCCAGGUCACUGUUCACGCCACCACGGAGGAAAUCCCCCGUGUGCCCGCCUAUGGCUCCCUAUUCCUUCUACAACGGCCAGCCCGAGAUAGACAAGGUGUAUGUUCAUAGUCCUCUCAACAAUGCCAACUCAAAGCUGCUCUCCUCUCCCCCACCAUCUCACACACACUCCGAGUUUGACUCUGGAUCCUCCCAACCAAAGAAUGUGUACCCUAUAAACAAUGGCAAACCCCCUAGUCAGUCUAGCUAUCCACAGAGGCGCCAGCCAGGACCAGGGGGGAGCAGCAGACCCACUUCUAUAGACUUCCCAAUAGGAGACAUUCCGUCGGAACGACUCUUUGAAAACAGAAUUCCGUCCCCGAUAACAAGAGUUCCUCCCAGAAACUCACAUCAUCCAAACAGCCAACCGCCAGCUCAGCCACCCUAUCGGUCGGGGAACCAAGUGUCGGCGUACACGCCUCCCCCGUAUCCCCCUGGUUCCUCCCACAGCUCCUACCCAGCCCACUACAGAUACACCAUGCCUCCUGACUUCCAGCCAUUUCACUUCUGCCCGGUGGACUACAGCUCGCCCAGCAUUUCACAACAGAGCAACUCAACAAUUGACCGCAUCACACCAACCUUCAGCGAGGACGUCCCACCGCGCUACUCCCACUAUGGCCGCCACACCCACGGCCAGAACCAGGGCUCUGUGGAAAUCGUGUCCGGACCAAGCAGUCCAGGGUCGUCUCUACUCAAGUUUGAACCCUGGUUGUCAGAGGAGUUUCCAAGACGCAAAAAACCACGGCCUCUAGACAUGAGGACAAUUACCAUUCAGAAGACUGCAGAACAAUUUGGCAUUCAAAUCAAUGCGGGUCCGUCUGGUGGAAUAUUUAUUUCCUCCGUGAAUGAGAAGAGUCUUGCUGCCCAGGCGGGUCUGGUUCCUGGUGAUCAACUCCUAGAGGUUUGCGGUAUCAACAUGAGAACAGCCUCCUACGCCCACGCUCUGACCGUGCUGAAGCAGUGCGGAGAUAACCUCAUCAUGAGGGUCCAGUACAAUCCAGACAAAUAUCGUGAGCCACAUGAGUCGUCCAGCACGGGGUCGAUGCCAUCAGUUGCCGGGACGAUCACCAGCUCUUUAGAGGGAGACAAGUCUCCACUGACCAUCACCCACAUGUCACCCUCACACGGAAAGACAAGCAGCUCGGACAACAUGUGUGAGCGGCCUCGAUACCUCACUCUGAAGAAGAGGAACACCAGUAUUGGCUUCAGUAUUGUGGGCGGCAACGCUACCGGCAUCUUUGUACAUGAGCCACCGCAGACCAACACCAACGACGUGAACAACUCACUUCAGCGUGGAGACCAGAUCCUCGAGUACAAUGGCUUGGACUUUCGCGGCAUAACAGCAGAGCAGGCCGUCCUCGAGCUGUCUAAACCUUGCUCCACCAUGAGAAUCAGGGCCCAACUAAACCUCCCUAAAUACAACAAGGUCCAGAACCUGCCAGGAGAUUCAGUCUACAUCCGGGCAAACUUUGAGCGAGUCGCAGAGAGUGAGACCGAACUAGCUUUUCGCAGAGAUGACAUCAUGCUAGUUGAGAACACCUUGCACGGGGGAGGGAUGGGACUGUGGUUUGCCUGGCUUGUCAAUGAUGAUGGCAAGAAGCUGAAGGGAGGCACCAUUCCAAGCAGAAUGAGGCUGGAGGAUGAUAUGGUGCUCCGCCGCAGUCUGUCGGAGAGCGUCAGUCUCCAUGAGUCAGACGACCUCAAGGGCUCACGCCGAGGCUCAGGCACAUACAGAAGAAGCUUUUUCCGCAAGAAACGACACCAGCGAAACAACUCUAAGGAGAGUCGCGAGUUGAGUUCCUUCUCCGAUGCUUCUCUCAACAGUGAUUCCGUUCCACUGCUUGAUGAUUCCAUCUAUGGCUACACAAUCAUGGAGAGAAUUGAGUGCAAGAAGACGCGACCUGUUGUCCUGCUGGCGCCACUGGCCGAACCUCUGAUCCGCAAACUGGAGUCGGAGUCUCCCGACAAGUACCACCAGUGCAAGCCCUCGGGUGGCUACACACAAAACCAGUUGAAUCAGAAUAUGUCGAAAGGCGUGGUGAUCGACUACUGGCGGCGUGACGACCACUUUGAAUGUGUCCGUGUCACAACUAUAGAAGAAAUCUGUGAUAAGAGAGUCCACUGUUUACUGAAAGUCAGUCCGGCUGCUGUAGAAAGACUGCACCAUCUCAAAAUAUACCCCAUUGUUAUUUUCGUCAGGCAUAAAAACUGGAAACAAAUCAGGGAAAUACGAGAUGUCCAGUUUCUGCCAGAGAAGUUGUCCAACAAAGCAUCCAAAGAUAUAUAUGAGCAGCACCUGAAGAUUGAGCAAGAACACCACAAUUUAUUUUCAGCCACAAUCCAAGGAGGCAACCUGGCUGAAAUGUGUAUGCACAUCAAGACUGUGAUUGCAUCAGAGCAGAAAAAGCCAGUUUGGGUGUCUGCUGUGUGCAUGUGAUUGGCUCUCUGCCUACACUGACUGUAUGCCAUUGGUCAGUUUAUCUCAACUGUGAUUGGUGGAUUCAAGUCAGGUGACCACUGUGAUAGGAUAUGACUAUUUAUGAGGUAGAGAGUGGUGAGACAGGAAUGUGGACAGGUAUCUCACAAUCUGACUUUCUGCUUUUCCAAGUGACCUCUGUUGAUGCCCCCGUAGCGGGGAUUCACUUUGUGUUGAAGCCAUCAAAAUGGACUAAAGAUGCACUAGUGUGGAGUUAUUGACUUCAGGAGGAAUAGACCAAGGUAUUCCAGGACGAAGUGCCUUCAUCGUGCGAUGAAACAGACUGUCCGAUCGAUAAUGUUGAAUCAUUCCAGGCGCUUUCACUUUUGCUUUUGUCACAGUUCUGCUUUCGGUGGAGUCGUGCAUCCCUUCAUUGUCGCGUGUUGACAGUGAUGUUCUUCAGGGUCUCGUACAUCCUGGAGCCUAUAAACACUAGAAGAUGACCUACUUAGUGUUCAAGUUUCUGAAAAUAGAUUUUUCUUUUCAUGUUUAUAGCUGUCCAGCUGAUUACUGAUUAGUGCGAUGUUGCUGACCAAGGCUUCCAUAGUGCCCCUGUUACAAGUGGAUAGGGAUAGUAUCUCAAGAAUUCUGCAGUUGUAAUUAUGUGUGCACAAAAGUGUUGAUUUCCUAACAACUAAUUACUUGGCCAUUAUAUUUUGUAGUAAUAGAAACACAAAUAUGGUAGAAUACUGAUCCAUACACACAGGAACCUGCCUUACAAGCAGAGGGUGGCAGAGUCCCAGUACACCGACUACAUGUUCACGUUAACCCUGAAACUAAGCACAGUUGUGAAUGGACUAUUUACUGUGCAACAGAUCUCGUCUUGAGUGUGGUGAUACUGAAUGUCCUUUCCGCUUGUCAAUUUUUUCUUCAAUCUCCAUUAGGUAAUGCCAACAUUGUUGUCAAACCUUAUGUACUGCCCUUGCCAGAUAAUGUCGACAUUGUUGUUAAACCCUUAUACUGCCCCCAUCAGAGUGCUGACAGUGUUGUCCGACGGUUUGUACUACCUGGGCCCUAUCACAAUGUAUGUUUUUGCCACAGGUUUUUAAUGGUUUGUGCAAUUAUGAGGAAGAUAUCCACCCACAUCAGUCUGCCAUUUUGUUGAAAUCGCCAUUUGUUAAGCCUCAGUGCAUUACACCAAUAUGUGCUUUAAUGUACCGCAAACAUGCAUUACAUGCAUGGCCAUGUGUGAUUGGGGGACGUCGGUCUCGACGAUGGGCUCGUCGUUCAAUCCAGUGCCACUGUCUGGCUUUGGUCUGAUGGCAUAUAUAAGACUGAGACAUUGUCUGCUGAUUGAUUGGAGUAAAAUUAAAACAGAUUUUUUAACCAGUGUUUGGAGAAUAAUAAUUUUGUUUGAUAAACUUUUGACAUCCAUGAUUAAAUUAGUCAUUUGAAAUUUUUUGGUCAGAGAUGAGUGCAUCUCACACCAAAAUGUUGAGACUGUGUCAGAUAAGGUUUUGAUUCCACGGUGAGGCAUAGGUGAGAGGUCAUCACAGGUGAGAGGUUGUCAUCAUCACAAGAGGAAGAUGAAGACUGAGACAUGAUAGGAUGUAGCAAACUUUAGAGUGAUUGAAUAAUUGUGCUUCUAUGUCUGUGACAUUAUUAUGACUUCCUGAGCUUGUUCAACUUGUGUUCACUGUCGGUGUACAGGCCUGCAUAGGGACAGUAGUGUUUCUGUCACGAGUGGCAGGACAUCACACUUUCACAUUCCAGGGUGACGGGGACUGCUCGUGGUGAGGCCUCACUUCUAUUUGGAAUAUCAGUCUGCGAUAUGACGUUAAGCAUUUCAGGAAAAUCAUGACAUGAAAGUUCCAUAACUUUUGCAAUAACUGAAGAUAUUUGUUCGACCUAUGAGGGCACAAGAUAAAUGUUUGCAGAUUUUUGUUAAGAUCAAUUUGUCUAUAAGCAAAGUGUUUCAACUUAUUUUCAACCAAUAUUUUUCCAAGGGGUGAUCUCAUGCUUUCAUGCUGUACUUAAGAAGAGAGCUUAUAUUUCUAUUCAUUGUUACACUGAUCAUUAUCCGCCCAGCCACUGAAGGACGCAGUGUCACAUCAGCUAAUGGGAGAUUACCAGUUAAGGGGAGAGCACUCUUGGCAGAAGAGUAGCAUGGCAUAUUUUGCAGGAUACAGUACUUGGUUGUGAAUGUAUGUUGCUGUGUGCAGCAUACUUGUGAUAUAUCCUGGCCCCCCCCUCAGCUCACCUGGCUGUAGAGCGUGCCUGCAUCUUUGUUACAACUGUCAGGAUAUCAUUAUUGUGUAGCAAGGUCAAGGUCAAGAGCUGCCUAGCUUGUUUAUCACUGUCCCUAAUUGUUGCAUUAUUUGUGUGUGAGUAUGAGAAAUUGUGUGGACGGAGACGGGACUCAUGUCAUCGCCUGGGAAUGGAGUUAUUGAAACAUUAGAGACUACGGGAAAGACUACGUAGUCAAAGGUUCAACAAUAGUCACUCUGAUGAAUAGGUAAUGUAGGAAAAUGGUUGCACACACUAUGUUCUGUAUAGCAGCCCAAGAGGCUUUUCAUUGGAUGGGGGGAGAGGCCAAUUUGUGCCACAUAGUAUCAGGUGAGCCCUUCAACACAUUUUAGCUCACCUAACUGAAUGUUUAGUGAGCUUAUGACAAUGAAGCUGCAACUUAUGGUAGAUGUGUAGUUAAAAGUGGGGCUCAACAUGAAUGUUCUGUUGUUCGCGAUAUUUUGAAAUUUGACCUUGACAUGACCUUUGCUCCUUGAUCAUGGGCCAAAGUGCACUCAAAAUUUGUUUCUGCACACUGUAAACCUCCUCUCCUCAAACCAUUCAACCAAUGAAGUUGCAACUUCCCAUGUUUGUUACAACCAAUGAUGACACCACAAUUGUGCAAGAGGUUCGAAUAAGAUUUUCAAUACAGCCACCAUGGCAGCCAUAUUGAAAAACUAUAAAAAUGGCCGUAACUCAUAUUUGUCAGUAUUGUUCAAAAUUUGGUAUUUAUUCAGUUUGUUUUGGGAUUCAACAUAUAAUGCCAUAAUUUUGGCUUUUUCUCUCUAUGUAUGCAGAAACACUUGAAUAUCAACACUGACAGCAACCUCGUUAUGUGGCUGUCUUUGUUGACUGCAGUGGAGCUACAGUGCCAUGGCACACUAUUUGAAGCUAUUAAUGAAUACAUCACACAGCUCUCAGCCACGCCCUCCUUCCCUGCUCUCAGCGUGGUAAAUAUGCAAUAUAUUAUCUCAUCCAUGAUAAGGAAUGGGGUGUUUAUUUAGAAUUUAAGAAACAUCAGAUGUACUGUUAGCUCACCUGAUGUGGUCAAAGCAACUCCUUAGAAAUUAGGCUUGUUCCAACCAAUGAUUGAACUGUUUUGCAAAGACAUGUUCUGGUCAUUAGAUAUUGACAUUACCUUUUAUGUCAUUGCAUUCUAGACUUGGGAAUUAUAUAUAUUCCUCUGUAAACCUGGUUGGAAAACAGUAAUGCUGACCACUGUCUUAGUUGACUUUUGUCUGCUAACAUUGUAAGCUGUACAAAGCAGGUGAGCUACAGUAGUGUUCUGUCUUCAAUGGUGUUGGUAAAAAAGAUUAUGCAUGUGGAGGAUUUUGAAUACUCGAUGGUAUGAAACAUGCAGAUAGAUGCUUAAGCAAUUUGUUAAGUUUAGCCUGAGUCAUUCUGAAUGUCAACAGUUUUCAAGCCUAUAGUGAUUUAUGAAAAGUGUUCAUACAGUGCAUCAUAUAUUUACAUCAUGCUGUCUAAUUGCAGAUUAUUUAUUUUCGUAAGUUUAGAUUUCUCUUAAUUCAAACUUCCCUUCCCAAGAAUAUAUGUAGUGACUGUCAUAUCAUAGAGUGCUAGACACGUCUUGUGUGAGAGGACACCUACUUGUGACUGUCAUGUCAUGGACUGCUAGACACGACCUGUGUGAGAGGACACCUACUUGUGACUGUCAUGUCAUGGACUGCUCGACACGUCCUGUGUGAGAGGGCACCUACUUGUGACUGUCAUGUCAUAGACUGCAAGACACUUCCUGUGUGAGAGGGCACCUACUUGUGACUGUCAUGUCAUGGACUGCUCGACACGUCCUGUGUGAGAGGGCACCUACUUGUGACUGUCAUGUCAUAGACUGCAAGACACGUCCUGUGUGAGAGGGCACCUACUUGUGACUGUCAUGUCAUAGACUGCAAGACACGUCCUGUGUGAGAGGGCACCUACUUGUGACUGUCAUGUCAUGGACUGCUCGACACGUCCUGUGUGAGAGGGCACCUACUUGUGACUGUCAUGUCAUAGACUGCAAGACACGUCCUGUGUGAGAGGGCACCUACUUGUGACUGUCAUGUCAUAGACUGCAAGACACUUCCUGUGUGAGAGGACACCUGCUCAUGACUGUCAUUUCAUGGAGUGCUAGACACGUCCUGUGUGAGAGGACAGCUGCUUGUGACUGUCAUGUCAUGGAGUGCUAGACACGUCCUGUGUGAGAGGACACCUGCUUGUGACUGUCAUGUCAUAGACUGCUAGACACGUUCUGUGUGAGAGGGCACCUGCUUGUGACUGUCAUGUCAUGGAGUGCUUUUAUUUUCAAUCUCUAUGUUAUUUUCCACCUCACAUUGUUAUCUCAGAACUGUUUGUGGUUAAAUUGAUUGAGGACUGAUUGGACUUUAUGCAAAGGUUGCAACCCAUUCACAUCCAUGGGGAUGGUGACACCUGACUGUAUGGUCCACCUACCUCAACUGAUGGCUCAUCUCACAUUAGGUUUGUAGAUUAACUUCUUUCAAAGCAAAUUGUCCACAUAUCUGAACCAUAAUUUAUAUGUGAGUUCAAUGCAGCCCCCUUGCUGCUGUUUGUUGUAGUCAACAAUAUUCCAGCUACAUCAUGACAACGUAUAAAUAGUCAAGUCUGGGCAGGCAACCUCUGAGUUAUGCACUGCAUCUUCAGGUACCAUGACACAUUAUCAGCCAAAUCUUGUCUAGGGCACUGGGGACCUAUACUAAGAGUAAAGCUCAGCAUUCACAUGUAUGUCUCCAUGAUAUAGAAGACCCAGUGGGAAUUCUAGGCUAGAAUUAGUCCCCAUAGCCUAUAGUUAUCAUAUAUGCUAUUGUCCAAGCUAAGUGUCCAGUAGACACCUGUACUACUUUCUUUAUCAAGAUUAUAUUUUGGACCGAGCCACAUGAACAUGUUCUGGUCUGAUCUUAUUGAUGACAGAGCCACAUGUUCUGUUCUGAUCUUAUCGAGGAUCGACCCACAUGUUCUGUUCUGAUCUUAUCGAGGACAGAGCCACAUGCACAUGUUGUGGUCUGAUCUUAUUGAUGACAGAGCCACAUGCACAUGUUCUGGUCUGAUCUUAUCGAGGAUCGAGCCACAUGUUCUGUUCUGAUCUUAUCGAGGACAGAGCCACAUGCACAUGUUGUGGUCUGAUCUUAUCGAUGACAGAGCCACAUGCACAUGUUCUGGUCUGAUCUUAUCGAGGACCGAGCCACAUGCACAUGUUCUGGUCUGAUCUUAUCGAUGACUGAGCCACAUGCACAUGUUGUGGUCUGAUCUUAUCGAGGACAGAGCCACAUGCACAUGUUGUGGUCUGAUCUUAUUGAGGACCAAGACACAUGUUCUGUUCUAAUCUUAUCGAGGACAGAGCCACAUGCACAUGUUGUGGUCUGAUCUUAUCGAUGACAGAGCCACAUGCACAUGUUCUUGUCUGAUCUUAUCGAGGACCGAGCCACAUGCACAUGUUCUGGUCUGAUCUUAUCGAUGACUGAGCCACAUGCACAUGUUCUGGUCUGAUCUUAUCGAGGACAGAGCCACAUGCACAUGUUGUGGUCUGAUCUUAUUGAGGACCAAGACACAUGUUCUGUUCUAAUCUUAUCGAGGACAGAGCCACAUGCACAUGUUCAGGUCUGAUAUUAUCAAGGAUCGAGCCACAUGUUCUGUUCUGAUCUUAUCGAGGACAGAGCCACAUGCACAUGUUCUGGUCUGAUCUUAUCGAGGGCAGAGCCACAUGCACAUGUUCUGGUCUGAUCUUAUCGAGGACAGAGCCACAUGCACAUGUUCUGGUCUGAUCUUAUCGAGGACCGAGCCACAUGUUCUGGUCUGAUCUUAUCGAGGACAGAGCCACAUGCACAUGUUGUGGUCUGAUCUUAUCGAUGACAGAGCCACAUGCACAUGUUCUGGUCUAAUCUUAUCGAGGACAGAGCCACAUGUUCUGGUCUGAUCUUAUCGAGGACAGAGCCACAUGCACAUGUUCUGGUCUGACCUUGGCAAUGAUGGACUUUCACAUGCACAUGUUGUUCUGGUCUUGCCGAAAAUUUGAUCAACUUAUGCAGAUGUUCUGUUCUGACCUUAAGAAGAACAGACCCACAUGCAGAUAUUCUUUUCUGGUCUUGCAAGUAUAGGUCUGACUCUGGCGGUUUUCCUGAUAACAUGAACACUCAACAUGGCUGAGGGUCAGUAAUGAUAUGACAGAACAUAUGGAUGCAGACACAGGGCCAUACAGGACCUAAAUGCUGUUCCUGAAGUUAAACUCUGCACUGGACAUAGCACAUCCACAUAGCAGGUGCUUGUUGUGGAUAUAGAUCCUGCUGGCUCAUUCCCUUCUUACCUGUGCAAGGUGCCACUUUGCUGUGGACAUGACAUACUGCUUCUACUAGGUUUCAAAUCACGUCUGAAUUCUCCCUUAGUUACACCAGACUGACGGAUGGGUAAAUGAGGCUGUCGUAGGUGGGUAGCACCAGAGGUUUUUCUUUCUCGAGACAAGCCUGUCCUUCAUAGAGCAUAACUCAAGAUGAUUACUAAGUUAUCCCCCCAGUGUUAAUGGUAUUGUAAGUCUGGUAUGUAUGGUAUCUUGGAUGUAUUGAGAGUGGUAACUCAGAGCCUGCAUCUAGAUGUAUUGCCUCACUACAUUGAUGAGAUAACUAAGACUAGGGCUGGGACAGGUAGCUCGGGUACCCAGGUCGGGUGGGUACUGAGUUGGACCUGGGUACCCACAGGACUACCCGGACCAUUAAUGUCGUUAAUGUUUACAUUUCUCUCUGACUAUGCAUCCAUUCCUUUUGACCUUUAUGGGUUUGAAUAAAGAUAAAACUUCAGUGUAUGCAUGACUAGAUCGUUUAACAUGGGUAUCUAAAUACAUCUGGCCAGGGCUACGGUAAAACUGUUACCAUUUUGUACCCAUCUUUUGACACCUAUAGCGGGUACUAGGGUAGGGUCGGGUAUUAGAGGGGUGGGUACCGGGGUAGUAAACUUGGACUCGUCCCAGCCCUAAGACCUACAUGUAAAGUAGCAGAUUAACAGCAGCUAUGUAGUGUUUAGUUUGUUUAGGCUUUCAGUGAUCCAUUGUUUCGAAGUGUUCUGAGUGCAACGCUUCUGGUGAAGAAUCUAAGUGUUUAAUGCUACUUCUUCAAACAAUUCGGAAAUUUCGGAAUUGCCACUCUCAGUUUUCGCAUUAUUUCCUGGCAAUACCUUCCAGGUUUACGGAGUACCAGGAUGAACCAUGCUGAGAUGAGGAGGACGAGGGCUAUCUGAGUUGAACUUCUGGGGUACAGUGGUUCAUCUCAACUUGCGAUGUAGGGAGCUACGAGUUGUAUCGAUAACAUAUGCCAUUUGGACAUUAAGGGAACUGAAUUGUAUCAAUAGCUCAUGCCAUUUGGACAUUAUGGGAACUGAAUUGUAUCAAUAGCUCAUGCCAUUUGGACAUUAAGGGAACUGAAUCGUAUCAAUCGCUUAUGCCAUUUGGACAUUAAGGGAACUGUGAAUCAUAUCAAUAGCUUAUGCCAUUUGGACAUUAAGGUAACUGUUAAUCAUAUUGAUAGCUUAUGCCAUUUGGUCUAUAAGGGAGCUGUGAAUCAUAUUGAUAGCUUGUGCCAUUUGGCCAUUACGGUAACUGUGAAUACUACUGAUUGCUUAUGCCAUUUGGACAUUAAGGGAACUGUGAAUGUAUUGUUGUUUGUUCAUGAUAAUGUGUUGGAAGAAUUUAUCUGUUUACUUUGUUUUUGAAAAUGAAAACAGACAUGAAUAAAGUUAUCAAAGUGAAA
Messenger RNA from Haliotis rufescens (red abalone), 14129 nucleotides. RefSeq names its product disks large homolog 5-like. Gene Ontology annotation, molecular function: protein binding. The transcript has 26 exons. The record is from RefSeq and is a predicted model, not a curated record. Gene Ontology annotation, biological process: regulation of apoptotic process. The coding region runs from base 358 to 6117 and encodes 1919 amino acids. Lineage: Eukaryota; Metazoa; Mollusca; Gastropoda; Lepetellida; Haliotidae.